This is a messenger RNA of Misgurnus anguillicaudatus (oriental weatherfish), 2403 nucleotides long. Lineage: Eukaryota; Metazoa; Chordata; Actinopteri; Cypriniformes; Cobitidae. The record is from RefSeq and is a predicted model, not a curated record.
AGUAUUAUGGCCAUUUGUCAAUCCAUCCUCCGAAGGUCGCAUAUGCAGGCUGUUUUUUUAAGUUAACUAAGCAUUACAUUCACAGGUCAUAAGCAUAGUACAACAAUUUACGGUUAACUACAUGUAAACUAACCUAACCAUAUACCCUGACUAAUAUUGUCCCUCAAUAUAACUGUGUUGGGGGAUACAAUUAAAGAUAUUAACAUUACUAUAGAUUUUCCCCCAAAAAAAUCCGUGACUCAAGGUCUUUCCCAAAAUUGCAAGACAACUUGUGCACCAAUCACAAUUCUCGUUUCUGUCGGUUCAAACCACUCUGGUUCAAACAGGAAACGCCGGGCCGGCGCCGCUCUUUUGCUGAAACCGAAAGUAAGAUAGUAGAAGACACCGCAGUAUGUCGAUAAGCGCCGCCUUGGUCACUUUACGCUGACUUAUUUUCAUAUUUUUAAGUUGAUUUCAAAUGGAUGAUAAAAGCAUGGAUCUUCAGAUGCUUCUUGAGAUUGAUGAGGACCUGGAGAAAGGUGAAGUGGCUCAGCUUAAGUUUCUCUGCACUGACCUAGUUCAGAAGAAGCGUUUGGAGACAGUGACUGAUUUCAAAGAUCUCUCUCAAAGACUUGAGGAGCAGGAACUGCUCGAUGAUGGGCUGCUCAUCCCUGAGCUUCUCAUCACAAUUCGACGCCUCGACUUGCUAAAGAUCCUAAACACGUCCAAAGAGCAGGUGGAGCGUUAUUUGGCACAUGAUGACUGUAAGCGUGUCUCACCGUACAGAAAGAUGCUUUUUCAAUUGUCUGAGGACAUGACUGAAGAAAACCUUCGUAUUGUGAAGUUUCUUUCGGAUCUUCCAAAAGCAAAACUUGAAACAUGUACUUCAUUUCUAGACAUUAUUAUUGAGAUGGAAAAGCAACAGAAGCUUGGAGAAGAAAACCUGGAUGAACUGAAAGAUAUUCUGGAUAAAUGUGACAAACAGCUGGCUGACAGAAUAGAGAAGUUCAGGAACACGCAAAGAGACCGGGAACAAGCUUUGUCUUGUCCAGUAGGGGGCAGACCUCCAUUACAGGAAUUGUCUAAUCGUGAACACUUCAUACCCAACUAUCCUGACUCUAUGGGGACAGAGAUGAGUGAACCAAGGAGAGCCUCUUUUGGUCUUGCGACUGAUUCACAUAUUGAGAAACAGACAAUCACAUAUGAUGAGAAGGACUACUAUCCCAUCAGCCAUAGACCUGUAGGACACUGUUUAAUCAUCAACAAUUACAACUUCGAAAUGUCCAAAAUUCAAAAAUUAGGCAACCGAAAAGGCACACAUACAGACAAAGAAUCACUUGAGAGAGUAUUUAAGAAAAUGCAUUUUGAGAUUACUGUGAAAGAUGAUCUCACAGCCUCAGAGAUGCUCGAAGUGGUGAAGCAGUUUGCAGAAAAGGAUCACUCUCAAAUGGACAUUUUCGUGUGCUGUGUCCUCUCCCACAGAGAGAAAGGCGCUGUCUUUGGUGUAGAUGGCGAGCUGGUUGAAAUCUAUGAGCUUAUGCAGCACCCAGCUAAAUGCCGCACACUGGCUAACAAGCCUAAGCUUUUCUUCAUUCAAGCCAACCAAGUGGGCCAGAAAGCCAUGUGGAUGGCGGAUGGGCCGGAGCAAGAAGAAGGAACAUAUGAAGAGGAUGCUCAAAAGGUUGCGUCCUACAGUAUCCCUAUAGAAGCUGAUAUGUUAAUUGGAAUGGCCACAGUAGAGUAUUACCAAUCUUACCGUCACACCACAGAGGGAUCCAUUUAUAUCCAGGAGCUUUGUAGACAACUGGAGGAUCUCUGCCCCAGAAAUGAUGAUAUCUUGUCCAUUCUGACAAAGGUGAACUCUGAAGUGAGCACCAAGACGUUGAGAGGCUUCAAGCAGAUGCCCGAACCUCGAUAUACCCUCAGAAAGAAACUUAUCCUUCCCAUGGACUGAAGUUUUUUGCUUUGUAUGACUGUCUUCAUGUUGGACAAGUUUCCGUUACUCUACAGGCUCUUUGGUACAGAUUAUAGGAUGAUCAGUUUUUUGCUUUGUAUGACUGUCUUCAUGUUGGACUGUUACUCUGUGGGCUCUUUGGUACAGAUUAUAGAGCUUUGAUGAUAAGAAAGCUUUGGUUAUUUGGAUUCAUUUUAAAUGCCAGAGUCUGAUCUUUUUUAUGAAAUUUAUGAAAUUAGUUUAUAUGUAUGUACAAGACAUUUAAAGAACCAUUUGGAAGAAUAAAACAUUUAUAUUUGAUACUGGGCAUAGGAUUUUAUGUUGAUAUUUGCUGAUACAAGCAGUCUAAUUUUUUUCGAAUUAAUGUUGGAUUGGACAUUAAGAUUUCUGGCAUUAAUGUAGUAAAGGGAAUCAUUGAAGUAUAGAGAUGAGAUAAAAUAAUUAAAUAAACAUCCGCAAAGUGCCCAUCA